AUGGUUAAAAUAGAAUUAGUUGACGCUGGAUGUUUCAUUUCUCAGAUGAAUGAAUUAUUAUUAAUUGAUCCAUUAUAUAUAACUUAUGCUAUAACCCACUAUUUUAAUUGUUUUAUAAAUGAUAAAAAAGAUCUACUACCUCAAGAAAGUUUAAAUGGCAUUUAUUUUCCUAAUGCUAAAGCAGGGUUAUGGUCAUCUUUUGCUAUAAGAGAAAAUAAUAAUUUUUCUUGUAAUUCUAAAGAUACAGAUAGAAAAAAAUAUGAUCAAGAUAAAAGUUACAAUAAUGAAAUGGUAAUUUCUUUAAUUUGUUUUAAUAAUACUGAAUUUAUGCAUGAAUAUAUGACUAUUCAAAAAAUUAAUGAACUGGAUUGGCAAACAUAUGAAAUAAAUAAGAAUCAUAUAGGAAACUCUUUGAAUAACAAAAAUAAUAAUUUAAACAAUGAAAAAGAUUAUAGUGAUGAAUCAUUUCAUUUAUCAAAUUAUUUCACUAAUAUAUUAACAGUAGAAAGUGGGCAAGUUGGUUUAUUUUGUAUCGAGUCUAUUAAAAGAAGCUCAAAUAUUCUUUUUGAAAAAAAUACAAAUAAUGAUAUUAAUAACAAAGAACAACUUGAUAAUCUGUUCAGAGAAAAUUUAAAUGUAUUAUAUCCAUGGUAUAACAAAAUUUGUGAUUUAACAUUAUCUUCAUCUAUUGGAAUAAUUGAUUUAAUUGAUAAGCCAGUAGGAUGUGUUUGUAUUUCAAAUUCAGAUUGUGUUGUUAAUUAUUUAUGUGAGAUUGUAAAAGAUGAUAUUACAGAUGAAAUAUGGGCAAUUAGGGUUAAUUUUUUAAAACCAUUAAAAUAA
This is a messenger RNA of Plasmodium gallinaceum, 840 nucleotides long. Its product is annotated as conserved Plasmodium protein, unknown function. The record is from RefSeq and is a predicted model, not a curated record. The transcript has a single exon. Lineage: Eukaryota; Apicomplexa; Aconoidasida; Haemosporida; Plasmodiidae. Bases 1 to 840 code for a protein of 279 amino acids.